Westerdykella ornata is the source of this 1187-nucleotide messenger RNA. RefSeq lists its product as uncharacterized. Gene Ontology annotation, biological process: nuclear polyadenylation-dependent mRNA catabolic process; TRAMP-dependent tRNA surveillance pathway; U4 snRNA 3'-end processing. Gene Ontology annotation, cellular component: nuclear exosome (RNase complex); cytoplasmic exosome (RNase complex). Bases 45 to 1187 code for a protein of 380 amino acids. The record is from RefSeq and is a predicted model, not a curated record. The transcript is spliced from 3 exons. Lineage: Eukaryota; Fungi; Ascomycota; Dothideomycetes; Pleosporales; Sporormiaceae.
CCCCCAUUCAUUAUUCCCACAUCAACAACCACUCAGACACAACAAUGGCAGCCGCAACGACCGCAGCAAAACGACCCGCCCCCUCAAAUUCCGACCCCCAGUCCCAAACCACCGCAACUCCAGCACCUCUGUCAUUCCCCCGCCCAAUCUUCGCAGCGCUGUCCCCCCACCCUUUCCUCCGCGCACACCUCACAUCCACCGCACCCGUAGCAGACAGGAAAUCCGGCGCCAAGGGAGCCUCGAAGCGACAAGGCAUCCGCGCCAAUGGGCGCACGCCGAGCGAAUCCCGCACGCCGCAGGUGCAUACGGGGUCCCUGACGCACUGCAACGGCAGCACCGUGGUGCGUUUGGGAAACACGGUCGCGGUGUGCGGUGUCCGGGCGGAGAUUCUGAAAGCGGAGGCCGACGUGGAGGUUACCGAGAAGGUAGACGAAGAUGAAGAUGGUGGUGAUGAUGAUGAUGCGGAAGAAGAGCUUCGCGCGCUGGGCCUCCUGGUGCCCAACUUCGAAAUCAGCACGGGUAGCACGCCGCUCCUCCUACCGGGCAAUGCGCCGAGCGCGUUUGCGCAGACGUUGACGGCGAGGGUGCGGAAUCUGCUGCUGGCGACCAAGGUGGUGCGCAUGAGGGAUUUGCGUAUCUUGUAUACGCCGUCGAUUGAUGAGGAGGGUGUGGGAGGUACGAGGCGGAAGGUUGUGAAGGGGUACUGGACGCUGUACAUCGAUACGCUGUUCGUCUCGCUCGACGGCUGCGCGUUCGACGCUGCGUGGCUUGCUAUUCUAGCUGCGCUGAGGGAUACGCGCCUGCCGCGUGCGUAUUUCGAUGAGGAGUUUGAGGAUAUUUUGUGUGAUGACGAUCCGGCACAGGCGAGGCGGUUACGACUUAGGGGGUUGCCGGUGCCGAGUUCGUUCGCGGUGUUCGAGGCGGGGGAGACCGGGGAUGAGGAUGACGAUGAGGAGGGAGCGGAUAAGAUGUGGAUUCUGAGUGAUCCGGAUGCGUUUGAGGAGCAGGUGUGUAGGGAGGCGGUGUGUGUGGUUGUGGAUCUGGAUCGGCGGACGGGAGGGAGGGGGAUGGUUGUGAGGAAGAUUGAGAAGAGUGGUGGUGGGGUUGUUGGGAGGAGGGAGAUGCGGGGUUUGGUGGAGAUGGCGUGGGAGAGGUGGAAGGUUUGGAGGGAGGUGUUGGGGGCGUAG